Fraxinus pennsylvanica is the source of this 1485-nucleotide messenger RNA. Lineage: Eukaryota; Viridiplantae; Streptophyta; Magnoliopsida; Lamiales; Oleaceae. The record is from the annotation of a GenBank genome assembly.
AUGGCAGCAGCAUUUGCAAUGAGUUUAAAUGGAAGCAAUGUGUGGAGAGCACAUAUGGCGAUGGCCAUGGUGCAGGUGUUCAAUGGAGGUUACCAUGUUAUCACCAAAGUUGCACUUAAUGUGGGGGUGAAUCAGCUUGUCUUCUGUGUUUUACGAGACCUCCUUGCCCUCUCGAUUCUCGCUCCUGUGGCGUAUGUACGCGAAAAAAGACUAAGACCGCCUUUGAAUAGACGCCUUGUUAUCUCAUUCUUCUUUCUUGGUUUGACUGGGAUAUUUGGAAAUCAACUUUUGUUUCUUAUUGGUUUGGGCUACACAAAUCCGAGUUAUGCUGCAGCCAUUCAGCCUGCCAUUCCAGUCUUUACAUUUGCAUUGGCUGUGAUAAUGGGUACAGAAACAGUGAAUUUGCAAAGAACUGAAGGCCAAGCUAAGUUAGGAGGUACUCUUGUGUGUAUUUGUGGUGCUAUUCUAAUGGCUAUGUUCCGUGGUCCUGCCGUUUUUGGAUAUAAGGAAUCAGAAUUUGCAGCUCAAAGUGAAAUAAGUGCGAAGGGUCAGCCUGAGCCUGUUGGAUGGUUAUUGUCGAGUUUUCUGGAAUUAGGGAUUGAUAACUGGAACCUUGGUGUGUUAUGCUUAAUUGGGAACUGCAUGUGCAUGGCAGCUUAUCUAGCCAUUCAGGCUCCAGUUUUAGCCCAGUAUCCUGCAAGCAUAUCAGUGACAGCAUAUUCAUACUUCUUUGGUGUAUUCUUUAUGGUGGUGACUGCAUUCUUUAUGACGAAUGAGUCCACUGACUGGAAUUUGACACAAUCUGAGGCUUUUGCAGUGUCCUAUGCUGGAAUUGUAGCAUCUGCUCUGAACUAUGGACUUUUAACAUGGUCAAAUAAGGUUCUUGGCCCUGCCUUGGUUGCUUUGUAUAUGCCGCUUCAACCUGCUUUAUCGGCGUUCCUAUCAAGAAUUUUUCUUGGAAGCCCUAUUUAUUUUGGAAGCAUUUUGGGAGGAAUUCUAAUUAUAGCAGGGCUGUAUCUGGUUACUUGGGCAUCCAAUGGAGAGAAACAAGCUGUUGGAGUUCUAUCUCGGCCAUCAGAGCCGUUUACUAAUAAAGAUUCAUCUCUCAACAGGAUCCCAUACCAGAUAGGACACAUUUUCUCAGGCACAGAAGUUGAGCUCGAAGAAGAUGAAGGUGAUCUAACUGAGAAUAGUAAGGGGGGACAAGAGUUUGCAGAAAAUUGCAAUCUAGAACAACCUAGAGCAGAAUCCAGAUUCAGCUCUCCCUGCAACACCUUUACUGUGGAAGGGGUAUCUCCUAACAGUGGCAUCGAGUCAUUAUCUCCCAACAGGAAGAGAGCCUCUCCUCAUCAGAGUGGAUUAGGGACAUCCCUCGAGCUCUCACUGCACUCAAAUCCCUCUCCACUCUCCCAAAAAUCAACUGCCCCAUUUCCCCAAUUCAAUUCCCCUUUGAACUUACCUCAAAUCUCCAUCCCUCUGAUUUAA